AUGGCUCUUUCGAAACAUCUCCUAUCUCUUCUACUAGCCGGUCUCGCAUCCGCUACCCGUGACCCCAAGCGAGGACUUUGCUAUGUUCACAACAAACAGGAACCACAAGACGACAAGAUAUGGGUUCAGGACGGCAGCGACAUCACAUGGUAUUACAACUACGAAGACCAGCCUUCACCCGUAUACAACGACAUCUCCCAAGAACAGUUGGAAUUCGUACCUAUGAUGUGGGGAGUCGGAUCGGACUCCAGCGAUACGACUUUUCUCCAGAAUGUCAUGGGACUUAUAAACGACGGGAUCAACAUUACUCAUGUCUUGGGAUUUAACGAACCAAAUGCCGGAAACGAAGUCGGUGGAAGCAACAUCAAACCAAAGGAUGCUGCUGAAGCUUGGGUUGCCAACUUUGAACCCCUGGGCGAGAUGGGUAUAAAGCUAGGUCUGCCUGCUUGUACAGGCGGAUGGGAUGGUAUGCCAUGGCUGAGGCAGUUUCUCGGAAACUGCACCGAGAUCAAGAGUCGAGGCGGUCCUAACAGGAAUUGUACAUGGGACUUUCUCCCUGUACAUUGGUAUGAUAACUUUGAGGGACUGGCUUCACAUAUUGGUGAACGGCUGGCUGAAUGGCCCAAUACUUCCAUAUGGGUUACAGAAUACGCUUAUGCUCACCAAGACCCCAAGCCCACAGACUCAUUCUUUGAACAGACUCUGAAAUGGUUCGACGAGUCAAAGUUUAUAGGUCGAUACACUUACUUUGGGGCGUUUCGAUCUGAUGUUUCCAACGUGGGCCCCAACGCUGCGUUCCUUUCUAGCAGCGGCUCUCUUACGACUAUCGGGGCGCAGUAUCUAGGACUUAACUCCACAGGCGAAAAUAGUGCAUCACACUCAAACUUUAGCCUCCCUAGUGUCGGGAUUCUGGCGUUGAUAAUGGCUGUGUUUGUUAAGAUUGUCUUAUAG
Fusarium poae is the source of this 951-nucleotide messenger RNA. RefSeq lists its product as uncharacterized. Gene Ontology annotation, cellular component: fungal-type cell wall. The record is from RefSeq and is a predicted model, not a curated record. Bases 1 to 951 code for a protein of 316 amino acids. The transcript is spliced from 2 exons. Gene Ontology annotation, biological process: fungal-type cell wall polysaccharide metabolic process. NCBI's taxonomy places the organism in Eukaryota, Fungi, Ascomycota, Sordariomycetes, Hypocreales, Nectriaceae.